Fusarium musae is the source of this 537-nucleotide messenger RNA. RefSeq lists its product as uncharacterized. NCBI's taxonomy places the organism in Eukaryota, Fungi, Ascomycota, Sordariomycetes, Hypocreales, Nectriaceae. The coding region runs from base 1 to 537 and encodes 178 amino acids. The record is from RefSeq and is a predicted model, not a curated record. The transcript has 4 exons.
AUGCCUUCUUCCAACCAGAUCCUCUCCGUCCUCGCGGCCAUCGCUGUCGCCACAACCAACGCCGCUAUGGGCCUUGCUUUCAGCACUGGCCCCUCUGACGAGUGGAGCAUCUUUGCUUACACUCUCACCAAGACUGGAGAUAAAUCUCAGCUGCCUGUCCAAGAUGAGCACCAGGCUCCUGCCAAGACGGGUGAUCGUGUCACCAUGCACUACAAGUAUGAUGCUUCCACUCAGGAGUACGUUCAAUACGUCUCCAUCAACGGAAAGCAGGUCUCUACCCUCUCAACCUCCAAGGGCCACGAAGCCAUGGGAUUCGGCAGCUCUGUUGAGUGCGGCGCCUCAGACUGCGGAACUAUUGCUGCUCACCGUAAGUCGUGCAUAUGGGUUGACACUAAGAUCAUCCUUAAUACUGCCGACCCCAACUACAUUCAGACCUUCGGAAAGGGCGAGGGUGUUACUGGUGGAGAGAUGACAACUAGUGAUGGUGGCCAGACCUGGGUUAUCAGCAAUGUCAAUAUCCCAUCCUUCACAUUCUGA